Messenger RNA from Stylophora pistillata, 6296 nucleotides. RefSeq names its product SCO-spondin. The record is from RefSeq and is a predicted model, not a curated record. Gene Ontology annotation, molecular function: serine-type endopeptidase activity; protein binding. Lineage: Eukaryota; Metazoa; Cnidaria; Anthozoa; Scleractinia; Pocilloporidae. Gene Ontology annotation, biological process: proteolysis.
AACAAUUUGUAUCAUAACUACAAUAUUGUUGGUUUGAGUUAAAUAUUUUUGCGCGAAGUGCACGAGAGAACUCGUUUAAAGAACGGAAACUGGACGUCUUAGUCUGUUUCUUUCCUUCUGGGUUGAGAUGGACAAAUCCUUUCAUAAGGCGAUGGGAAACUCGCCGGGACGCGACGCAGAGACCAUUUUUAACGCUAAUUCAUCAUCAAGUGUGUCAUGAAAACUCCAAUGAAAAUCUCUGUUCUUUCGAGCGUGGUUUUGUUUUCUCCGAAACGAGUGCAGAAAUUCAAAAUGGCUCGAAUCUGUAGGCUAACCACAGCGAAAAAAAUAAUCUCAGCGCCUUUUUAAGGUAGCAGCACGUCCAGGCUUUUUAACAAGGAUAUAGGAUGGGCACUGUAACGUAACAUGAAUGCCUAAUGGAUCUGGGUGGAGCAAGGCGUCUCGUUUACCCUUUGACCUCUUAGAGUGACGAGAAUCUAACUUCUCCUUACAAUAUCACCCCUUAAUCAAACAUUAAGGUCACGAGAAUAGAGGAAACGAUCACUAACUAAAGAAGCUCUCGAUUUUUGAAAAAAUUCUCUCUGUCAACACCUUUGUAGCCUGCGUUGCAGACAGUCUAAACCGCCGGUAUAGACAGUACGGACUAUACCGGGAAUUGUGUGACACGUCCGGCUGCAACGCAGGCUACACCUUUGGAAAUGUGAGUAGAACAGGAUGGAGAAUAUACAUACCGAUAUUAGGGUGUAAAGGAGUGUUUACACGACAUAGGGUGUAGUCAGCGUGUCUUUACACGACAUAGGGUGUAGUCCGCGUGUCAUAAAUAUUGUAUGACUCGGCGGCGUUUAAGCAAUUUGGAAGUCAUGUGACCUAGGCUCAUCUCGAGCUGCAGCAAAUAGCUUGGGAUAUUGAAAUAGCAUCCACUGUCGAGUGGUUGCCAUUUCAAUAUCCUUGAGAGGUUACGGAGUGAAUUUGGUCGGUGCACUACGGCCUGAUACGAACCAAGUGCAACACAGUUGUACCUUAUCAACAGGACUUAGCUCCUCGGGUCAGCAGUUUCAUUCACGAGACAUUCUAAUGCGUUGAUAGUAAACCCGUGAAGGUUGCCGUACCUGACACAAUGUUUUCCAGAGUUGUUUGGAGUUUGCUUAUCCUGUCAAAAACAUUUUGGAUCGUUUUCUCCAUCGAAUUGAAGCGGGAAAGCAGCAAAUGCCCGAGAGAAUGCGAAUGUACCACUACGAGCCAAUUUUUUAUGUCCUGUGGCUCCAAAGGAAGUUUGACUACUAUUCCAUCCUCUAUACCUCUUGAAGUGGAAUUCUUAUCAAUUUAUAGGAACAUGGUUACAGAGAUACCGGAGACCGCUUUGAGAAAUUUGACAAAUUUGAUGACCUUGAAUUUGCGGUCGAACAAAUUGCGUGAUUUUCCGGCGACAGUGUUUCGUGACUUGGCGAGACUCAAAUCUUUCAACGCUGGUUUCAACAAGCUGUCGUCACUACCAGGGCUUCUCUUUCACGGAUUAAGAGACCUCCAACAGAUUUAUCUUGAUAAUAACGCCAUCGAGAGCAUUCCCGAGGAAUUGUUUCAAGAUCUACCGUCCUUGAGGCAAUUAGAUCUCCACCGCAAUAAACUCAAGAAGUUCCCCGGAAAUGCUUUUCGAGGAUCUUUCUCUUUACAAGUUCUGUCACUAGCAAAUAACCACUUAACAAGCAUUAGCAUAGGAACAUUUCAUUACCAGAACUCGCUUAAGACGCUUACAAUCAGAGACAACAGAAUCAUGAACAUAUCGAAAAACGCAUUCAGAGACCUCAGAGAACUACAAACGCUGCGACUUCAAAACAACAACAUAUCUACAAUUCCAGAAGGAGCUUUCGGUGGAUUGAAGAGAGGUAUAGAGGUUUAUCUUAAUGAUAAUCCGUUUCACUGUGGCUGCGAAUUGCGUUGGUUAAAAGUCUGGUUGAGAUUCAAAGCAAAAUACAUCCCCUCAACUGCUUUCCGUGCAACGUGUUCAAAGCCAGAGCAUUUAAAAGGAACGUCCGUUAUGCGCGUAGCAAAUGACCAGUACAACUGCGUGAAUGGUCGAUGGACAAAUUGGAGCCCCUGGAGUGCUUGUAGUAGCACUUGCGGAGCCGGUGCACGAGCCUCGAUAAGGCGCUGUACAAAUCCUCCGCCAGGGAGGGGAGGAAAGAAUUGCAAAGGGAGAGAUACAAAGACAAAGAGCUGCCACGGCCGGGCCUGUACAGCGAGCUGGACGGCCUGGUCAGAAUGGAGUCCAUGCAGCAAAUCUUGCUCAACAGGAAUGAAAAGAAAGACUCGUUCUUGUCGACACUCUCUCACUGGGUUGAGUAGUAACACCUGUAAUGGGCCUUCACAAGAAACACGCAGUUGUACUAGAGGGCCCUGCAGAGAUAAAGGCGAAUGGAGUCCAUGGUCUUCUUGUAGUGUAACGUGUUCUUGGGGAACUAGAAUGAGAGUCAGAACGUGUAAGGACUCACAAGUCAAAAACACGGGACAACCAUGCCUUGGAAUCGAAAUUUCCACAGAAAUGUGUUAUUUAGGCUUCUGCCCAAUUCAUGGUGGUUGGUCGGCCUGGUCUAGUUGGUCAAGCUGUAAUGCAUCAUGUUCAGGGGGUAUAAGGACAAGAAACAGAACAUGUACCAACCCCCUUCCUCAGUAUGGUGGGAAGAUUUGCAAUGGAGAUUCAGCCCAAAAACAUAAUUGCAAUACAGAGCCAUGUCCCACCCAUGGAGGAUGGACUGCCUGGUCAAAUUGGUCCCACUGUUCAGUGACAUGCUCAAGGGGCUCUCAGGUGAGAAUUAGGAGUUGUAGUUACCCAACACCACAACAUGGAGGUCGCAACUGCUCUGGAAAUCCCUCUAAUCUUCAGAAUUGUGACCUUGGUCCAUGUCCUAUCCAUGGAGGAUGGACAACCUGGUCAUCAUGGUCCCACUGUUCAGUGACAUGUUCAAAGGGCUCUAAUGUGAGGUUUAGAAGUUGCAGUGAUCCAAAACCUCAACAUGGAGGUCGUAACUGCUCUGGGAAUUAUUCUAAUCUUAAGUAUUGUGACCUUGGUCCAUGUCCAAUCCAUGGAGGAUGGACAACCUGGUCAUCAUGGAGUGACUGCAGCAAAACGUGUGCAAAUGGGACAAGAAGUCGCAACAGAACUUGCAGUAAUCCCUUUCCACAAUUUGGGGGUAGAAAUUGCUCUGGUGAGGCAACAGAAAUCAUUUCAUGUACUAAAGCACCUUGCCCCAUUCCUGGAAAAUGGGCAGCUUGGUCACAGUGGACUGAGUGUAGCAAAAGCUGCUCCACUGGUAGAAAGUCUAGGGUACGAACUUGCAACAACCCUGCCCCCAAGAAUGGGGGUCAACCUUGUAAUGGAAACACUAUUCAGACUGAAAAUUGCCAGCAAAUACCGUGUCCUAUUCAUGGAGGGUGGAGUGAGUGGUCAAACUGGGCUGAUUGCACUAAGACCUGUCAUAACAGUACAAAGUCAAGGAAAAGAACAUGCAACAAUCCCCCAGCACAACAUGGAGGGAAAAAUUGUCCUGGUAAUUAUAGCCAAACUGAGUAUUGUAGUCAGCAUGCAUGUUCUGUAAACAUAGAAUGGUCAGAAUGGUCAACCUGGACAAGUUGCAGUAAAUCCUGUGAUAUUGGACACCAGACAAGGACACGACAGUGCAAGAAUUUAACUCAUGAAGCUGUUGAAAGAGUAAGCAUUGUUUCUUGCAGAGGAAAUCAGACUGAAAUGAGGACCUGCUUGCAAGGACUUUGUCCCAAUCAAAGCAUAUCUAAUGAAUGGUCAAGCUGGACUCAAUGUUCUGUCAGUUGUGGAUUGGGAAAGCAACAUAGAUUCAGAAAUUGUAGUGGAAAUGGAGAUACAAGUUAUGAAGGUUGCCAAGAUUCAAAGGUACAGGUGGAAACUUGUUUUGAGAAAGAGUGCCCAGUGAAUGGUGGAUGGAGUAUGUGGUCUAACUGGACCACAUGUUCCUCAUCUUGUGGUACUGGAGGCCAGGUGAAAUUUAGAUUCUGCACCAACCCCAAACCAGAAGCUGGUGGGGAUGGUUGUCAUGGUGAAAAUGUCAUGUAUAAAAGCUGCAUUAUCAAGCAAUGUGAUCAAAAUGAUUCUUUCUGGUCUUCUUGGACAAGUUGGUCCCACUGUUCCACAACUUGUUCUAAGGGACAUCAGACCCGUUUGAGGUACUGCAGACGGAGACUAAGUCCCUUUCAUCUCGGAAACUGUACAGAUGCCAAGGAAGGACCCAUCCAAGUAGAAAGCAACAUCUGUGAAGUAAAACCCUGUGCAUUAUGGAGUAGCUGGUCUCCAUGGGGAGCUUGCAGCCAAACAUGUGGUGGUGGCACAAAAAAGAGAACUAGAAAAUGCAAUGGCCUUGAUAGUGACAUGAUUUGUGAAGGAAAUAAUUCACAAGCCAUAGAAUGCAACCCAGAUUCAUGUCCAACAAUUCAUCCAAUAACAUAUCCUGCAAAAAUUUCUUUGGGAACACCGAGUCUAUGCCCUGAUCCUGAAAAACCUCACAAUGGUUAUUUCAAGAAAAUUGAACAAUAUGGAUCUUACUAUGUCUCAUAUCAUUGUAAGCAGCAUUAUUUUGUCCAUGGACCAAGACUAAGGCAUUGUGAAAAUGAUGGUAUUUGGUCUGAUGAUGUUCCUUUCUGUCUUCCCAUAUGUGGAGUCUCCAGGUUGAGCCAUGACAAUACACAUCAUUCCCGUUUAAGGAUAUUUGGAGGUGGCACAGCCAUGCCUGGUCAGUGGCCAUGGCAAGUAGCUUUGAUUGUUGCUGAACGUUUUCACUGUGGUGGAUCUCUUGUUGCAGAAAACUGGGUUGUAACUGCUGCUCAUUGUGUAUACCACAGGCAAACAAAAAAGCUUUAUUCCAGUAUCAAAAUUCAUCUUGGAGUUCAUGAUAUUACAUAUGGACUAAGGGAUCCACAUGUCCAAAGUACAGACAGUAUAGAAAUAGUGCCCCACCCAAACUUCGACUGGAGGAGUUUUGACUCGGAUUUAGCCUUGAUAAAACUUAGAAGGAGAGCCAAUAUGACUGAUCAUGUACGUCCAGUGUGUUUACCUAGCAAGCAGCAGAGGCGCAAAGUAACUCCUGGUACAAUGGGUGUCAUGCUAGGGUGGGGUGUCACAGAUACAGAAAAGAAUACAACUGAAUUACAACAAGUUGACAUGCCAGUUGUCUCUCAUAAAAACUGUCAAAAGGCUUAUGAGAGUGAGACAUGGCUUGUUACAUCUAACAUGCUCUGUGCAGGGUAUUCUAGUAACCGUAAAGAUUCUUGCAAAAGAGACAGCGGGGGAGGGUUUCUAUUCCGUGAUACAAAAGGUAAAAAGAAGAAGUGGUUCCUGGGAGGGAUAAUUAGCUGGGGUAAUCCUAAAUGUGGAAUUCCUGGUAAAUACAGUGUUUUUACUCAUAUUAAUGGCAGAUUUACAAGAUGGAUUAAAGAUCAUGUAUUUUAUACCUAAAAUGUAUUUUAAAAAGCUGAACAUCCAACUUUCUUUUUUAGUGUUAAUGUUGUCAAUAUCUGCUACAUUUCCUUCAAAUACCUUGUCUAUUUUAAUGCUUAAUAAAGCAUUGCUUUCCAAGUUUUUAGUUUUUAUUGACACAUAGACAAAUAUUGCCAUCAGGCAUCAGAAAUGUUUUGUACAUAAUUUUAAAAUUUCACAAGUUGGUAUAAAAGCCUAAAUAGUAUUGUCAAUGUGGUUUUAUUACCUGAAUUCCCAUAAUGAAACAUCUAUAAUACUAUUAUUAAUAGUAUUUUUCUAAACCUUAAAAACUCCUGAAAAUUGAAUUAUUGAUUCAAACACAACCCAGGAUUUAAGAGAAAACUUAAAAGUUUUGGAGAAUUUUUCUCAAUGACAUAACCAAACAUAACCAAAUACAUAUUAAGUCCAUUCAAGUAAAUCCAGUCUGAUAUAAUUUCAUAGAAAUGCAUAUAAAAAUGAUAAAAUAAUUGUAUUUUAGCAUAUAUCAACUGUAUAUGUAAACAAAUUUCAAGGCAUUUUAGAAAAAUAUUUUUGUAAGAUACAAGAUAAAGGACUGGUACAAAUUUAGCAAAAAUGGAUGCAAUUCACUGCAACAUCAUUGACUCUAGAAAAUCUAUCAUACCCUUUCAGAUCUGUAAAGCUCCAUUGUUUUUCAUUACUCCUCACCUCUUAUUCGUUCAAACCUUAAUUGUAUCUAGCGUGUCUUUCCACUUUAGCACAAAAGAACUGUAUAGCAGUAUUGCUCCCUAUGAAAUAUUUAUCAAAUAAAAAAUAAAAUAUCAUUUUUUCAACAAUU